Messenger RNA from Setaria italica (foxtail millet), 1695 nucleotides. RefSeq lists its product as uncharacterized. NCBI's taxonomy places the organism in Eukaryota, Viridiplantae, Streptophyta, Magnoliopsida, Poales, Poaceae. The record is from RefSeq and is a predicted model, not a curated record. The transcript has 8 exons. Bases 391 to 1134 code for a protein of 247 amino acids.
ACGAAAGCGUAAGUCGGCGACCAUUUCUCCUGGAAUUCGCUUCCCUUCUCUCUCGAAACCUUCUCGCCCUCGCUCGCCAAAAUUCCCCGGCGGCCUCGCCCCGCGCGCGCUCUCUUCCGCUUCCGUCGCGGUUCCAGCUCCGGUAAACCCUAUCUUGCUCCGAUUCCUGCUCAUUUUUUGCUGCCGGUGACGACACCAGUAGACCCCAAUCCGGUGCGGGCCGUGAUAGCUUCUAAAAAUUUUGCUCUGUUCCGUACCCGUUCCAUGCGCUCUGAGCGCGGUAGUGAGUCGAUUGCUGUUACUUACAGUCUGUUUAGAGGUUCCAGUUCGGAGUUCUGUUACUGGUAGCGGCGCGAUUGCGUUUGCCCCUUGCUAUCCAGACGUAGCCAGAUGGGAUCGCCAGAUGAAAGAGUGCAAGUAGAUGCAUUAGAAAGACUUUUAUUGGCUGGUUCAUCUUCAAAUGACUAUAACAUAAGUAUUGAGGAUGAGGUCCUCCAUGAUGCAUCAUUUGCAGAAAUGGAAGAUAAUUUCGUCAAGUAUCAAAUUGCUCAGUGGAUUCUUUUAUCUGUUUUACUAGUCUUAGCUUGGGGAGUAGGAGUGCUCAUGCUACUUUACUUACCUAUUCGGAUAUAUGUAUGUCGGAGGGACUUCCGCUCAAGGAAAUUAUAUUUGACACCACAUGCCAUUGUUUAUAAGGUAAACAAGCCUGUUGCUUUUCCUUGUUUUGGGGUUUUCAAGAAGGAGAAAUAUGUUAUCCUCCCUUCAAUUUCUGAUGUUGUUGUUGAGCAAGGUUAUCUUGAAUCCUUUUUUGGGAUAUAUUCUAUCAGAAUUGAGAAUGUUGGUGUUAGAAAGCCUGCUAGUGAUGAUGUAAAAAUAACUGGGGUUUCUCAUCCACAUGAUUUCAGGAAGGCUGUUCUAGUCCAUCUUUUGAACACAAGGAACCUGAAUUUCAGCAGGAAAGCUCCAUCUGAUGGCCAACAGAGCACAAGUUUGAAUCCUAUAGCUAGUGCUUGGGAGCCUCCACUUGGGGAUUUGAUACUAGAGAAGCUUGAUGAAGUCGAAAUCUCUGUAAAGAAAAUGCAAGCAAUGGUACAAGGGAUUGAAACUUCCAAGACGAAGACCAGAUCCAGUUGAUUCAAUGUAUAUUUGACACUUGACAGGAUUGGUGAAGAUAUGACUUGGUGCCGAUUGAUCCCUUUGGUGGCUAUCAGCAUCGUCCUCGUGGUUGCUGUCGAUAGUAGUGGGAUCAUGCGAGCAUUUUCCCGGUGGCUAUAUGUAUAGCUCAGGAUACUUGUAACUAUGUUAUUGUCUUAUGUUUCGCCUCGUCCAAUAAUAGAUGGUGAUGGCUUGCUAUUUUUUGCCGCUUUCUAUAAUCAAACCUGGAAUUCCACUUUCUGCGCACAAAAGACAUAUAGUUGAAAAGGAAAUCAUUCGAUAUUGCAACUAGAAAAGGAUCUGCUUGGUUAUCAGCUAUAAUAACUGAAACCAAGUCACUACCUUGCAACUGGUGAUGUCGAUAUCAGAUACUGAUUCGUGUAUAAGAAUUUUACUGUUUACCAUGGGGAUGGGUAUUCUGUAGCUAGGUUGCCAAUACAACAAUCAGAUAAAAUUAGUGGAACCAAGUCUCUACCUUGCAACUGGUGAUUGAUUUCAAUACCAGAUACUGAAGAAUGAUACUAAGAUUUCUACUGUUUA